This is a messenger RNA of Elaeis guineensis (African oil palm), 4452 nucleotides long. RefSeq lists its product as uncharacterized. Gene Ontology annotation, molecular function: GTP binding; translation initiation factor activity; GTPase activity. Lineage: Eukaryota; Viridiplantae; Streptophyta; Magnoliopsida; Arecales; Arecaceae. Gene Ontology annotation, cellular component: cytoplasm; mitochondrion. Gene Ontology annotation, biological process: translational initiation. The record is from RefSeq and is a predicted model, not a curated record.
AGAUCUACGUCAACUCGCCCCAAGCGGUAUCACCAUCCACCAGCACGUGAGAGAGCUCUGAGUUCCAACCGCAGCUCUUCAAGAUCUAUUCAUGCUAUGCUAUGGAGAAAAAAAAGAUUAUAGGCAGAAAAAGGCUAUAGAUAUAUCGAAAGCAUUGAUCCGCUUCUCCCUUCCUCAAUCCCACCCUCAUUUCUCUAUUCUAGGGUUUUCGAUUUAAUUUAUCUCUCGCUCUCUCUCUCUCUCUCUCGAUCGUCUAGGGCUUUUGAUCCCUGAUCGAGACUCGGAGUAGAGCCGAUUUUGUUGAGAAGCCAUGGGUCGGAAGAAAAACGUGACGAUCGACGACGACGAGUACUCGAUGCCGCAGGACGAUCCGGCGGAGCCGCCGCCGUCGGAGGGCCCGGAGAAGGAGAACCGCGUCGCGCCCAAGAAGAGCAAGAAGGGUGGCAAGGCCCAGCGCAACGCCGACAAGGGCGAUGAUGCCAUAGAGCCGCAGAAGCCCGCCGUCGCCGACGACGCCCUGUUGGCGGUGGAGGGGGCGGCGGAGGGCGAGGACGAGAUUCCCGUCGUCUUCUCUGGUAAGAAGAAGUCGUCUAAAUCUAAGAAGAAUACUGGUGCUUUCAGUGCUUUCAAUGCUUUGAAUGCCCUCGGGGAUGAGGAGGAGAACAAAGAGCCGGAACCAGAACCGAGACCUAAAGCCAAGUCGAAACCUGAGGUCAAUAACCAUGUGGUGGAGGACGAAGGGGACGUGAGCGGGGAUCUUGAUGGGGAAUUUGGCCGGCAGGGUGGUAUGGGGGAUGUUGCAUCGAAGAAGCAGCAGAAAAAGAAGAAGAAGAAAGGUGGGAGGACCGCCCAGGAGGAGGACUUGGACAAACUCCUAGCGGAACUGGGGGAGGGCCCUCCGGUGGCCUCUACUGCCCCACCCGCGUUAUCUCCGGCUGCUGAGGAACAAGCCGAAGAAGGAGAUGAUAAUGAGAUAAAGGAUGCUGAUUUGGAACCAAACAAGCAGGAGGAUGCUUUGGAGGAGGCUGCCUCCAAGAAGAAGAAGAAGAAGAAGAAGAGUGGAAGGACUGCCCAGGAAGAGGAGGACUUGGAUAAGAUUCUUGCUGAGCUUGGGGAGGGCCCUGCACCACCCCCAGUAGUGGAGGAGACAGCUCCAGUUCUGCCAGGGCAGGCACAGGCUGCGGGAGAUGAGAAGGAUGGGGAAGCUGAGAGUGUGGAGUCAGCUGCAGCAAAGAAGAAAAAGAAGAAGAAAGAGAAGGAGAAAGAGAAGAAGGCCGCUACUGCUGCUGCACCUGCCGCAGUGGAGGCUAAGGAAGAGAAGAAGGAAGAAGCAAAGGGAAAGGGUCCUGACAAGAAGCUUCCAAAACAUGUUAGGGAGAUGCAGGAGGCGUUGGCAAGGAGGAAGGAGGCGGAAGAGAGGAGAAAGAGGGAGGAAGAGGAGAGACUGAGGAAGGAAGAGGAGGAAAGGAGGAGAUUGGAGGAGAUGGAGAGGCUUGCAGAAGAGGCGAAGAGGAGGAAGAAAGAAAGGGAGAAGGAGAAGUUGCUGAAGAAGAAGCAGGAGGGCAAACUCUUGACAGGCAAGCAGAAGGAGGAGCAGAGGAGGUUGGAAGCAAUGAGGAAACAGUUCCUUGCUCAGAGUGAGGUUCCGAUAGGUGAUGCUGGUGGAGAGACAAAGAAAAGACCCAAGUAUGAGACCAAGAAGUCCAAACACACUCAGGCAAAGUUUGUGGAGGUAGAGAAAGUCGCUGAAAGCCAGGCAGAGGCGGAUGAACCCACUACAGAGCCAACUGUUGAAGAUGCUAUGGCUGAAGAAGAGUCUGUAUCUCAAGUUGAGGAGGCUGAGGACAACGUUGAAGCUAAUCAGGAGCCAGAAGAGGUUAAAGUGAUGGAAGAGGAUGAAGAUGAGGAUGAGUGGGAUGCAAAGAGCUGGGACGAUGUUGAUGUUACAUUGCCUGCCACAAGUGCAUUUGCUGAGGAGGAUCAAGAGCAGGUGGAGGCAAAACCUGUUGUUAGAAAAGGUGCAGAGCGUGUUGCAUCUUUGGUGCCUGCUGAACCUCAGGCUCACUCUACAGUGACCACAAAGCCUGCUGUCAAAAAGGUCUUUGCUCCUUGUGCACCUUCAAAGAAGACUGGUGUGGAAAACAAAGAGAAUGAGAAUGAAAAUGUGUCCACCACUAAUACUGAGAGGGGAAAUGAAGUUGUCGCUAAGCAAGGGUCAAGGACUGUAGAUGAUAAAUCAAAGAAGAGUGGCAAUGAUCUCCGCUCACCCAUUUGUUGCAUUCUGGGUCACGUAGAUACUGGGAAAACCAAGCUGCUAGAUUGCAUUAGACGCACUAAUGUACAGGAGGGAGAGGCUGGGGGUAUCACCCAACAAAUUGGAGCUACCUAUUUUCCAACUGAAAACAUAAGGGAGAGAACCAAGGAGCUGAAAGCUGAUGCAACAUUGAAGGUUCCAGGCUUACUUGUCAUUGAUACCCCUGGUCAUGAAUCCUUCACCAAUUUACGCUCUAGAGGUUCCAGCUUAUGUGAUAUUGCUAUAUUGGUUGUGGACAUUAUGCAUGGGCUUGAACCACAAACAAUUGAAUCCCUUAACCUUCUAAAAAGUCGGAACACAGAGUUCAUAGUGGCAUUGAAUAAGGUGGAUCGACUUUAUGGGUGGAAACCCUGCCCAAAUGCACCCAUAGUGAAGGCUCUCAAACAACAGUCCAAUGAUGUGAAGAAUGAGUUUAAUAUGAGACUUACACAGAUUAUAACUCAGCUCAAGGAGCAGGGUCUGAACACAGCUCUGUACUACAAGAACAGAGAAAUGGGAGAAACAUUUAAUAUUGUUCCCACAAGUGCUAUCAGUGGCGAAGGAAUACCAGAUCUUCUGUUGUUGUUGGUACAGUGGGCGCAGAAAACAAUGGAAGAAAAGCUUACGUAUGUUGAUGAAGUCCAGUGUACUGUUUUGGAAGUCAAAGUGAUUGAAGGUCUAGGAACUACCAUCGAUGUUGUGCUGGUAAAUGGCGUUCUUCAUGAAGGUGACCAAAUAGUUAUUUGUGGCAUGCAGGGCCCUAUUGUUACCAACAUUAGAGCUUUGCUUACCCCCCAUCCUAUGAAGGAGCUCCGAGUGAAGGGCUCAUACUUGCAUCAUAAAGAGCUUAAAGCUGCACAAGGUGUGAAAAUUUCUGCACAGGGACUUGAGCAUGCCAUUGCAGGCACUGCCCUUUAUGUGGUAAAACCUGAGGACGAUUUGGAAGAUGUCAAGGAGGCUGUAAUGCAAGAGAUGAAUAAGGUUAUGAGCCGUAUUGACAAGAGUGGGGAGGGUGUGUAUGUGCAGGCCUCUACCCUCGGGUCAUUGGAAGCUCUUUCAGAGUUUUUGAAAACCCCAGAUGUAAACAUUCCCUUCAGCGAUUUUAACAUAGGUCCUGUUCACAAGAAAGAUGUUAUGAAGGCUAGUGUUAUGCUUGAGAGGAAAAAAGAGUAUGCAACUAUUUUGGCAUUUGAUGUCAAAGUGAUGCCUGAUGCUCGGGAGCUUGCUGAGGAAACUGGUGUGAGGAUUUUUGUAGCUGAUAUUAUUUAUCACCUGUUUGACCAGUUCAAGGCUUACAUUGACAACUUAAAGGAAGAAAAGAAGAAAGAAAGUGCUGAAGAGGCAGUAUUCCCAUGUGUUCUUAGGAUCAUGCCAAACUGCAUUUUCAACAAGAAGGACCCAAUUGUAUUGGGUGUCGAUGUUCUUGAAGGCAUUGCUAAGGUGGGCACUCCUAUAUGCAUUCCUUCAAGGGAUUUCAUUGAUAUUGGGAGGAUCGCAUCAAUCGAGAUUAACCAUAAACAUGUCGAUGUGGCAACGAAGGGACAGAAGGUGGCUAUAAAGAUUGUUGGUUCUAGUCCUGAAGAACAACAAAAGAUGUAUGGCAGACAUUUUGAUAUUGAUGAUGAGCUAGUUAGUCAUAUCUCAAGGAGAUCAAUUGACAUACUGAAAGCCAAUUAUAGGGAUGACUUAUCUCUUGAAGAGUGGAAGCUUGUUGUGAGGUUGAAGCAGAUUUUCAAGAUACCCUGAUCUGUGAAGAGUUGCAGUUUUUCUAUGCUUUGCAGGUAUGCUGCUGCACGCUAAUCCAGCGGAUCGUGUUACUUUUGAUGAAACCGCACGAGAAUGGCAGGAUGCUGUCGCAGGAAGUGGUGUAUCACAAGUAGUUCAGCCUGCAUGGAAUUCCAAUGGUUCAUGGACUUUAUGAUGUCUAUUUUGUGGAAAGUUUUCUUUGGUAAGACAGUGUACGGGCUUUCAAUUUUGUUGUAGAAGUUCUUUGUGAUUUGGUCAGGAUGGUCUUCAGGGCCCCAGAUUUUUUUUCAUAAAAAAAUAUUGUAAUAAAAAUAAAAUUUGAGGUGUUGAGUGCAAGUAUUCUCCAGAGGAACUAUGAAAAAAAUAUCAGAUCGCUGGGGUAUUAUACCUACAGGUGUGCAAUAUUUUUAACU